This is a messenger RNA of Arabidopsis lyrata subsp. lyrata, 1980 nucleotides long. RefSeq names its product MLO-like protein 7. The record is from RefSeq and is a predicted model, not a curated record. Gene Ontology annotation, biological process: defense response. The transcript is spliced from 14 exons. Bases 290 to 1915 code for a protein of 541 amino acids. Gene Ontology annotation, cellular component: membrane. Lineage: Eukaryota; Viridiplantae; Streptophyta; Magnoliopsida; Brassicales; Brassicaceae.
UCAAAUGUCUUAAUAUGUAAUUAAUUUUGCUAAUGUAACUUCCAUUGAUUAAAUGAGAUGAGUUACAAAACUGAACUACAUUUUUCUUUUCAUUUUUGUCAACACUCGACUACUAUACCAGUGGCUUUAAUGAAUCUUUCAUCUCAUAAGUCAGACGAAAACCAAAUUCUUUAUCUAACACUAUAACUUACGUUAUACACUUACUUAGUAAUUAAAGAAACACUAACAUAAGUUUGAUUCUCUCUACGUUAGUAUCUUCUUUGUUUCCUACCUCUGCCUUCCUUCACUCAUGAUCAAAAGAAGCAGGUGUCGAAGAUCGUUGUUAUGUUUUUUGGUGUUCCACGGCGGAGCUACAGCUACCGGAGCUCCCUCUGGCGGGAAACAGCUCUCUCAGACGCCCACUUGGGCGGUCGCCGUAGUCUGCACCUUCCUCAUCCUAAUUUCCCAUCUCCUUGAAAAGGGUCUUCAAAGACUCGCUGACUGGCUAUGGAAGAAGCAUAAAAACUCUCUCCUUGAAGCCUUAGAGAAAAUUAAAGCUGAGCUGAUGAUCCUUGGAUUCAUUUCUUUAUUACUCACUUUUGGAGAAACAUAUAUUCUCAAGAUCUGUGUUUCUCGAAAGGCUGCUCUCUCUAUGUUACCUUGUUCAUCUGAAGACACAGAGCUUUUCCAGAAACUUGCUCCAUCUCUUAGCAGACAUCUUUUGGCUGCUGGUGAUAUAUCUGUGAAUUGCAAACAAGGAUCUGAGCCACUUAUAACAUUGAAAGGCUUGCACCAACUUCACAUCUUGUUGUUCUUCUUGGCGGUUUUUCAUGUCCUCUAUAGUUUAAUCACUAUGAUGCUUAGCAGGCUCAAGAUACGUGGAUGGAAAAAGUGGGAGCAAGAGACAUUAUCUCAUGACUAUGAGUUUUCUAUUGAUCAUUCAAGACUUAGGCUCACUCAUGAGACUUCUUUUGUGAGAGAACAUACAAGUUUCUGGACAACAAUUCCUUUCUUCUUUUACGUCGGAUGCUUCUUUAGGCAGUUCUUUGUAUCCGUGGAAAGAACCGACUACUUGACUCUGCGCCACGGAUUCAUCUCUGCCCAUUUAGCCCCGGGAAGAAAGUUCAACUUCCAGAGAUAUAUCAAAAGAUCUCUCGAGGAUGAUUUCAAGUUGGUAGUUGGAAUAAGUCCAGUUCUUUGGGCAUCAUUUGUGAUCUUCUUGCUGUUUAAUGUUAAUGGCUGGAGAACAUUGUUUUGGGCAUCGAUACCUCCCCUGCUCAUAAUCCUAGCUGUUGGCACAAAGCUUCAAGCGAUUAUGGCAACAAUGGCGCUAGAAAUCGUAGAGACACAUGCAAUAGUUCAAGGGAUGCCUCUAGUGCAAGGUUCAGAUCAAUACUUUUGGUUCGAUUGUCCUCAAUUGCUUCUUCAUCUUAUCCACUUUGCCUUGUUUCAGAAUGCUUUCCAGAUAACACACUUCUUCUGGAUAUGGUAUUCUUUUGGAUUAAAAUCAUGCUUCCAUAAAGAUUUCAAUCUUGUAGUCAUCAAACUCUUUCUAUGCCUAGGAGCUUUAAUCUUAUGCAGCUACAUCACUCUCCCGUUGUACGCCCUAGUUACUCAGAUGGGUUCACACAUGAAGAAAGCAGUGUUUGAUGAGCAAAUGGCAAAGGCAUUGAAGAAGUGGCACAAAGACAUCAAACUGAAGAAAGGCAAAGCGAGGAAGCUCCCGAGCAAGACACUUGGUGUUUCAGAGAGUUUCAGCCUCUCUUCCUCUUCCUCCGCAACUACUCUUCACCGUUCCAAGACCACUGGUCACUCUUCUAACAUGAUAUACUACAAACAAGAAGAUGAAGAAGACGAAAUGUCUGAUCUUGAAGCUGGAGCAGAGGAUGCUAUUGACAGGAUUCAACAACAACAGAUGGAAUUCCACCACUCUUAGCUGUUUUCUUCUGUUGUUACUUCAAAGUUCAAAUGAAAGUUUCAUUCGGGUCGGGUUUUUCGGGU